This is a messenger RNA of Helobdella robusta, 2080 nucleotides long. RefSeq lists its product as hypothetical. The record is from RefSeq and is a predicted model, not a curated record. NCBI's taxonomy places the organism in Eukaryota, Metazoa, Annelida, Clitellata, Rhynchobdellida, Glossiphoniidae. The transcript has 7 exons. The coding region runs from base 149 to 1450 and encodes 433 amino acids. Gene Ontology annotation, cellular component: cytoskeleton.
AGGCCAGAAUAGCGAUCAACUAUUUGUAUCUUGCUCGGACGAUAUUCAACAAAUAGCCACAGAUUUGAAGAAAUUGUGGAACACACAAGUGCUGCACCAAGAAGGAAAGUACAAAGAGAUUAAUGAUGACGAUGCUUCAUCGUCACCAAUGACGUCAUCAGUCGUUUACAGCUGGAAGCGUAAUCGCGAAAUUUUGGAGUCGCUACUGCUGACCACCAGUGAACACGAGGAGACGUAUACAUACAUCAUCACCGGCGUCCUAGACAAGUCGAGAGACAAAGAAAUAUCGCUAGACGAGGCCGUUGAUCGAGACAUCAUCAACAGAACCAGUGGUACGUUCGAUAGCGGCUGUGGUAAGCGCGUUCCUAUCGCUACCGCGAUGGCCGAGGGCUGGAUCAAAGUUGAGAGGGUUAAGUGCAGAAGAUUUGAAGAGAAAAGAAGUGAUAUAGGCCUCAUUACCAUUAAAAGUUUCACAGAAGACAGUUCUUAUACCAUAGAUUGCGUCAUAGACGCGCGAAACGGCAGGGAACUGAGCGAAAAUGAAGCAAAAACUUGCGGAAUUAUCGUCGAGAUAAAGAACGACGCGAAUACUUGUAAUGGUUUGGCGCCAAAAAACAUCAACAACAACAACAACAUCGGCAACGACGAAAACACUAAAAACAUCAGCAUCAACAACCACAACGACGCUUAUCACUACAACAAAAUGCAAAAUGGAGACGACAAUAGCAGUUUAUAUUUAAAUAAUACCAACAACAACAACAACAAAAACAACAUCAUCAUCAACAACAACAACAACAACAUCAUCAUCCACAACAACAACAACAUCAUCAACAACAACAAAUCUAGUAAUAGUAGUGAUUGUAAUGGAAGUACUACUAGUAGUAGUAGUAGUAGUAUUAGUAGUAGUAGUAGUAGUAGCAACCUAGAAAUUACAAAAUUCUACAAAAAUUUGAAGACCGGUCAGUUGCUGACAUUUGAAGAUGCCCGAAACCUCGGCCUCAUUAAAAUUCACUUUUACGAAAAAAACGACGACGACGAAUACGAAAUGGAAAGUGAAACUGACGAAAAAUCCCACAGCGGCAACAGUAACGGCAGCGACAUCAAUAAUAAUAACAACAACAAUAUAAAUAGCAACAAUUGUUGUAAUAACGAAAGCGAAACUACCGUUAAAACCAGCGUUAAAAGUGGGAAUAGUAUGAAGAUCAAUAAAAAAAGGAGAAAUAAUUUUGCCAUCACGACCUACGCGGUCUACGAUGUUAUUGAUGCUAGAAAUCUUCAGAGGUUAAAGUUCAAGAGGGCAGUCGAAGAGGGCAUACUGAAUCCGGAUGAUGGAACUUACGUCAACAAAGUGACGGGAGAAAAAAUGAAAUUAGUGGAGGCCAUUAAAGCCCAAUUGGUCAGGGCCGAAAUUGUCAAAGGAAAUGAUGUCAUGUUGAACCAUUGUAUUUGAGUGACGUCACGUUAUCGUUAUCGUGACAUCGUUAUCAUCAUCACCAUCCUUAUUAUUAUUAUUCUUAUCAUUAAUUUUAUCAUAAUAGUUAUUAUUAUUAUUAAUUUCAUCAUUUUUGUUAUUAUUAUUUGUCCAAAUUUUUAAAGAUGUAUUUGGUUUGACUCGAUUUUUCGAAAAAUUUUGUCGGCCCAUUCAUUCAUUUGCUCAUUCAUAUAAUAAUUGGUUUUUCAAAAUACCACAAGAACAGAUAAAAUAAAUCUUCAUUAACAAACAAAUAUGAAACAUUAAAUAGAACAAAUUAAUUAAUUAAUUAAGAAAUUAAUGAAAAAUUAACUAACUAAUUAAUUUCGCAAAGCAAAUUAUUUUCAUUUCAAGUAAACUGAAAUAUGCAGGGAUUUUUAUUGGAAAAACCGAACCGGGGGUUGAGGCGAAUAAUAACAACAACAAUAAUAAUAAAAAUAACAACAAUAAUAAUAACAAUAACAACAAAAUAAUGAUGAUGAUGAUCCAAUGUUUAUUUUAUUUUACUGUAUUUCUUGCUAACUGCAUAUAGCACCAAUGAACAUCUCAGAAUAAAUGGCAUUUAUGAGGCCUUUGACGACGUACCUUGAAAAGACAAUUUAUUAUUGC